Molecule: messenger RNA, 602 nt
Organism: Brassica rapa (field mustard)
Lineage: Eukaryota; Viridiplantae; Streptophyta; Magnoliopsida; Brassicales; Brassicaceae
Product: defensin-like protein 159
Source: RefSeq, a predicted model, not a curated record
UUUAUGACUAUUUAGCUUUUCAUUUAAUUAGUUAAGAUUUCUUCAUUAGUCAAAAGUCUAUUUUAAAUAAAAUGUGAUCUAAUUUAUGAUGUUCCACUUAUUGUAUUUUCCAUUUAAGAAAAUAUUCCUCCUUUUAUGUGACAAAAAGUUAACAGAGAUAAAAGAAAACCUCAUACUUUACAACCACUAUAUAUAGACAUACAAUCAUUACUACACCACAGUUAUUGAAAAUAAAAAUAUCAAACAGAAAACAUUGAUCAUGGGGAAGUUAUCAUGUUCUUAUUUUCUUGUAUUCACGAUUAUAUUUUCAGCGUGUUUAAUGGUUGAAAGAGCUGAAGGAAAAUAUUGUGAAAUAACCAUUGACAAAGAACAAACAUGCAUCCACUCCUUAUGCGUUCAAGACUGCUACGCGCUUUACAAUGGUGUUGCACAUUGUGUGGACGAUCCUGAAGUUCCCGGAUCUAAUCUUAACUGCCGUUGUAAAUAUAACUGUUAAAGGGAUGACUUUUGAAGAUAUGCGAUACAUAUAUUAAAUAAAUGUAAGGUUUCUUUAAUCGGAAUAAACAUUAUGGAAAUUUUAAUUAAUAUUUGCUAUUUUUCUU